Molecule: messenger RNA, 1746 nt
Organism: Bradysia coprophila
Lineage: Eukaryota; Metazoa; Arthropoda; Insecta; Diptera; Sciaridae
Product: multiple inositol polyphosphate phosphatase 1-like
Molecular function (GO): inositol phosphate phosphatase activity; acid phosphatase activity
Source: RefSeq, a predicted model, not a curated record
UGUUUUACGGACAGAGUGUACGAGGUAUACGAACAUCAAACAACUCUAGUAGUUGUUUGGUGCUUAGAGAGUGUUGACAUCGUGGAAAGAAGUGUUACAGUGGUAAAAGAAAAAGAAAUUAGAAGAAAAAGCUGCGGUUAAGAUUGUUUUUUGGGAAGAAUAAUUCACAAGAACCAUGAUCUGCAAUCAGUUCAUCUGCUUGGUGCUACUCGCCUGCUGUUUCAUUUUAAUGCCAAUUGAUGCACAAGAGCGUCAACCGGGUCAAUGUUGUGAUGAAUACUGCUAUGAUACAGACACCGAAAAACCGCAGUCAAGUCGUUUCGCUACCAAAAGUGCCUAUCAGAUAAUCAAAGGGUCUGAUUCAAGGCGACAAUUUAUUGUACCCAACUGUAAUCCGGUUAAAUUUUGGUUUGUUAGUAGACAUGGAACACGUCUACCAACCACCAACACUAUUACCAAUUUGAGAGGAUUAUCCGAUCUACGCGAUGAAGUAAUCGAUAAUUAUGAAAAGAGGAAAACGAAACCUGACUUUGGGGCUCUAUGCGAUGAAGAUAUUGAGAUCUUAAAACAUUGGAAUUGGAAUCCAAAUAUUACUGGUGACUAUGCUCAAUUUUUAACCGCUCAGGGCUGGCAAGACCUUCUAUUUUUGGCUAAAAAUUAUCAAAACGUUUUCCCGAAUGUCUUGGAAAACAUUUACACACCGGAAAAGUUUCGUUUCCGACACACUCACACUCAACGCACCGAAGCCAGUUACAAAGCAUUCGUUGAAGGACUCUUCCGAGAAGGGGCUGCAGAGCAUAUUCAAGUACCUCCAAAGACUGAACCAGAUCUAUUAUUGCAGCCAUAUGGCGCAUGCAAAGCCCAUGAAAAUAACGUAGCGAGAGUGGAAGGCCCAGAUUCUGAGUAUUCUAAAUUCGAAAGCACCGACAUAUACAAACAAACCAUCUACGAAAUUUCGGCCAGGCUAGGAUUCAAAUUCUCGCUUCAACCGAAGCAAAUCAAAAAUAUCUGGGACAUGUGCAGAUUUGAUUUGGCUUGGAAUUUGGAAGGUACCAGUGCUUGGUGUAUUGCCUUUACCCCGAACAAUGUAAAAGUACUGGAAUACCACGAAGACUUGAAAUAUUACUACCAAAACAGCUAUGGCGCCGGAUUAAACACCAGGUUGGCAUGUUCACUCGUCGUUGAUAUGUUAACACAAUUGGAGAGUCAAUCCAAUCCUAAGGUUGUCGCGUACUUUACUCACAGUGCAGCUAUACAGCUGCUAUUAACAGCUUUAGGUGCACAUAAGGACAAUGACGGUCUACGAGCGGAUAAUUAUCAACAAAUGAUGCGACGAAAGUGGCGAUCCAGUGAAGUGAGUCCAUUCGCAUCAAAUCUUGCCGUGAUUAAAUAUGAAUGCCCGCACGAUAACGAACGCAACAAAAUAAUGUUCUUCUUGAACCAAAAACCGUUGGACUUUAACUGGUGUAAUGUCGGAUUAUGUGAUUGGUCAAAGGUGCAACAGAUGUACAAUUCGUUUAAGCAGCGGGAUUGUUUAACCACAUACUGUACAGAGGGUAGUGCAUCCGGCAUUGUACCGGCAUUAACGCUACUAUUGAUUGCCGUUGCUGGAUCCAUAGUUUGAUCGGUUGUUUGAUUGUAGUAAGUGAUAAAUACGCCUCAGGCUCAGGCCAUCAGUCAGUCAGUUUAAAUUCGUCCAGUAUUUCUUAGAGUGGCAUAAAUUUCAAUAAAACAUUUUUAGCCGAU